Molecule: messenger RNA, 1223 nt
Organism: Plectropomus leopardus (leopard coralgrouper)
Lineage: Eukaryota; Metazoa; Chordata; Actinopteri; Perciformes; Serranidae
Gene: tmem120ab
Product: transmembrane protein 120Ab
Biological process (GO): fat cell differentiation
Cellular component (GO): membrane
Source: RefSeq, a predicted model, not a curated record
AUGGCUCAAGGUGUAAAAGUUGUUCUGGAGGAGUGGAAAUGUCUGGAAGAGGAGUACCAACAACUUCAGGAGACACACAGAAUGUACAUACAGAAACUGGAUGAAGUUUCCAAACUACAAGACAACUGCUCUUCCUCCAUUUCCAGGCAGCGCAAGAGACUGAGGGAGGUGUCCCACCUCGUGAAAAAAUGCAGCAAAGGUUCAUCAGAGGAAGACGCUAAGACCUUGGAUGAAGUAAAUGAGAAGAUGAAGACUCGACUGAAUUCUUUCUUUGAAAUGGAAGCUUUCCUCCCCAAAAAAAAUGGGUUGUACCUCAGUCUGGUUCUUGGAAAUGUGAAUGUCACUCUUUUUAGCAAGCAGUCAAAAUUUGCCUACAAAGAUGAAUAUGAGAAGUUCAAACUGUACCUCACAGUCCUCCUGCUGCUGUUCUCCUUCAUAUGCUAUUUCUUUGUGAGCUACAGAUUUUUUGAUGCGAUCCUUAAUUUCCUGCUGUUGUGGUACUAUUGCACAUUAACUAUCAGGGAAAGCAUCCUCAUCACCAACGGCUCCAGAAUCAAAGGCUGGUGGGUUUUUCAUCACUACAUCUCAGCUUUUUUGUCCGGUGUGAUGCUGACAUGGCCAGAUGGGAACCUGUACAAGACAUUUAGGAAUCAGUUCCUUGCCUACUCUUUGUAUCAAAGUUUUGUUCAGUGUCUGCAGUGCUAUUAUCAGAGUGGAUGCCUGUACAGGCUGCGAGCCCUCGGAGAAAGACACAACAUGGACCUGACCGUGGAGGGAUUUCAGUCGUGGAUGUGGAAAGGGCUGACGUUUCUGCUACCCUUCCUGUUUUUUGGCCAUUUCUGGCAGCUCUUCAAUGGCCUCGCACUCUUCAGGAUGGCUCAGCUCCCAGACUGUAAAGAAUGGCAGGUCCUGAUGUGUGGUCUCUGCUUCCUCAUUUUGUUCAUGGGGAAUUUCUUCACAACUGUUGCUGUGGUCCGUCACAAGGUCAAGAGCAGGAAUCAGAAACCAAAGACUCUGUGAUACAUAUAAAAAAAAUUUUUUUACACAAUGUUGACUCACAUGCUCCUCUCCAAAUAAAAAACUCAUACCAUUUUUGCCAUCAUUAACAUUAUUUACCAUGUUAUCAAAUAGUAAUACACAACUGUUAUAGCAAAACAUAUGCAGCAUGGCUUCAUAAAUGUAUUAAGACGUUUCAUGUAAAAUCUGUCAUCAUUAAAGGUUAA